Chelonoidis abingdonii (Abingdon island giant tortoise) is the source of this 3470-nucleotide messenger RNA. It is a transcript of the gene ICMT, whose product is annotated as isoprenylcysteine carboxyl methyltransferase. Lineage: Eukaryota; Metazoa; Chordata; Testudines; Testudinidae. Gene Ontology annotation, biological process: C-terminal protein methylation. Gene Ontology annotation, molecular function: protein C-terminal S-isoprenylcysteine carboxyl O-methyltransferase activity. Gene Ontology annotation, cellular component: membrane; endoplasmic reticulum. The record is from RefSeq and is a predicted model, not a curated record.
UGCCCCUGCGCUGGAGCGGGAGAGGAACAGCUGUUUGUGUUUGAUGUUCCGCUGCAGAUCGCGAUCCGGGCCUGCUUCUUGGGCUUUGCCUGCGGGUGCGGUUUGCUGCUGAGUUUUGGACAAUCCUCAUGGAAGCACUUCGGCUGGUAUAUGUGUUCCUUGUCACUGUUCCAUUAUUCUGAGUAUUUGAUGACAGCGAUCAAUAAUCCCAGAAGUUUGUCCUUGGACUCUUUCCUCCUAAACCACAGUUUUGAGUAUACUCUAGCUGCUCUCUCUUCUUGGAUAGAAUUCGCAGUUGAAAAAAUCAUUUAUCCAGAAAUGAAGCAAAUCACCUGGCUCAGUACAGUAGGGUUAUUGAUGGUGAUCUUUGGGGAUUGUCUGAGGAAAGCUGCCAUGCUCACAGCUGGCUCCAACUUCAACCAUAUUGUUCAGAAUGAGAAAUCGGAUACUCAUACUUUGGUGACAAGUGGGGUAUAUGGGUGGUUCCGGCACCCGUCUUACGUGGGAUGGUUUUACUGGAGUAUUGGAACACAGGUCUUACUCUGUAAUCCUGUCUGUGUUGUUGGCUACACUUUAGCAUCUUGGAGAUUCUUCAGAGAGCGAAUAGAAGAGGAGGAAUUUACGUUAAUUCACUUCUUUGGAGCGGAGUACCUGGAGUAUAAAAAGAGAGUGCCAUCAGGUCUGCCUUUUAUCAAGGGAGUUAAAGUGGAACUGUAACACAUGAAAAAUCAGACUCCCAUAGCGAACAUCCAGCUCCAGGCAUCAUAUGGAAAGGAACUAUGCAUAGCACUAUAUCGUGACACGCUUAGGAGUAGCCAGUCUUUGUUUACCGAUCAUCCAUUGGAAACUCAUUAAAGGCUAGGCAGCUGGAACACCUUGCAUAUAAACUAGAAAGUCAGUCAAGAUAGGCGUCCUUCCUAGAUGCAUAGAGGGAUCCUUCUGGAUUAUUUAAUCUAUAGUGAUCCUAAAAUGAAGCAUAAUGCUGGUGAAAAGAUGGCUCACUCUACUGACAACAGCUGAGUUGUAUUGAAACGUGUUAACAGAUUCUGUUGAAGAACGAGCUAUGCACUUCCUAGUAACAACCAUUGCACUAGAAGGUUGCUGGUUGGAAGAUCAUAUUUCUAUGGUGAAACUUCAAAAUUAAAGCUUUUUGCCCGUAAAAAAGCUAAACAGCACAGCUUUAACCUCUCUGGACCUGACUCCACAAGUCUGCAGUAUGUGGAACUCCCACUGAAGUCAGUGUGAUAAUAUCCUGCUUGGAGGGCAUUCAGAACCUCGCCCCUUUAUUUCUGUCUUUUAAAUGCAUGAAUUUACAUACCGUUUUGGGGAUAUGCUUACCUGAAAGACUGGCAGUGCAGCACAAAGCACUGUGUCCUAAUAUAAUGUUAAUAGGGGGCUCUUUCAAUAUUCAAACUUUCUUAAAUCACAAAUAAUCUUUCAUUAAACACCAUGAAAGCUCAGACUGAAAACUUAACUCAGUUGUUGUGUUCAUCAGUUACCUAGUGCCAUGAACUUAAGUUUCAUCAUUUUGUCAUUUUUCCGUAGUCCUCAUGGCAAGAGUCUGUCCUGUCAAAUGGUAAACUUGCUUCUGUAAAACAGUCUUCAAAAUCAUGCUGCAUUGUAUCCUAUUUAAAUAACUUUAGUUGAUAGCUCUUUCUCUACUCCUAGUUCACUCAUGAAAAUAAGUUUAAUUCAGAGAAAUUACAAGUUUGUUCCUGUUUUUGUGAAAUGCAGAGAAAACAAUAGCAGGCAGACUUGCAGUAGGCCUUAGGUAGUAAGAUCCUUGCCUGGUUCUAGAAUGUGUCUUGGAUGUUUCAUCUGUACGAGAAACACUUCCAGAAAAUAUGCUAAUGCAGGGAAAUAUUUUUCUGAUUAACUGAUAUUCUAAAUAUUCCCCAUUCUAGAAAUUAUUUGUAUUCAGAUUUUGUGGUAUAAUUUAUUUUUUGUUACUAUAUACCAAAGAAGUUCACUGUUUCCUUGAUUCUAGAUAGACUUUCUUGCUGGAAUGAGAAUUGUAUGCUGGCAAGUAAUGGCUUGGCUUGAAGUAUUCCUUUCAUUAAGGUGCUAUAACAUAGUUCAGGAAGUAGAGCAGAAGCUGCUUUUUUAAAGAUGUUGCCAACUUCUGUUGGGUUGUAAUUCAGUAAAGUUCUUUUGUGGUGCUGAUGACUAUAUCAGUAGUUUGGAAUGCUUAAGUUUACAAUUGAAAUACCACUGGGAACACACUUUGAUAUUAAAAUGAGGCAUGUACCAAACACGUUGGAAGUCAAAUUCCUGUAGACCGCAUAGGAAGGGAUGUAGGGACAAAUUGUUAAUCUCUUCUCUCUUCCAUCAUGUAAAAGCCUUUUCCUACCCAAGUUAUGCCUUCAAAUUCCAGGGCACCUGCUGCAUUGAAUUUCAGUUCAAAUACCCACUGUUACAUUAACUCUCCUACUGAAUAUAUUUGUUGCUUGAAGAAAAAGAUAUGAAACUUCAGCAGGGCUGUAUUUGGUUAAUGUUGUCUUUCCUCUGCAUAAUUAUUUGUAAGGACUUGAUUCCUGUUCAGAUUGCUUUUCCUUUGCAAUAGAAGUGCCUCCAAUGUACUUCUGAAAGAGAGUUAUAAAUUUUGCUAUCUGUCUGUAGCCAACAUACCUCAGAAGAAAUCUCAAACCAGUUAAAAUCUUAAUACAAACAACGAUUCUUAACUGCACUUAUUUUAUUAAGAUGUUUCUUGUAUGAAUUUUUCCAUUGUAUAAAUGUUUCAUAACUAAAUCUACUACUGCUAAUGAUACUGACCUUCUUUGUAAAGCACUUUGACACUGAACGUUGAAAAGCAUCGCACUGUAGCUGGUGGUGUAAUUUCCCUUGCUGGUGUACACAUACUAGCGGUUGCUCUACGAGAGCUAGUGCAAGUAUAAAUAGCUGUGGAGCUGCGGUAGCACGAGUAGCAGCAAUGGAGGCAUGGCUGAGCCAUCCCAAGUACAAACCUGCCUGGAACUGGUCAGCAUGUACUCCGCGUUGCUCGUGACUACACGGCUAUUUGUCCUUGCAGUAGCACUCAUCAAGCUACCAUUCAUAUGUGUAUGUGAACAGGGGAAUCAUACCACUAGCUUGUAGUAUAGACAUGGAAAUAGUACCUAGCAUGUAUGGGCUAAUUAGAAUUCACCUGAAUCAAGGGCAGAGAAAUUACACACUGUUCACAGAAUGACCCAGCAGAGUAAACUUAAAAAGUGCUCUGGAGUAUGGGGUUUUGCCAGGUAGUGAAAAAAUAUUCUAGGGACUUGGUUUAUUACAUGAAUAAAUCUUAUUAGGUCAAACUGUUAGAGCAAUACAGUGAGAAACUACUUGCUUAGUUGUUUGCUAUGUGAGACAAUAUGUAGGUCAAAUAUCUCUAACCCUAAACAUUUUAUGCAGCGUUACUACUCUAGUCUUAUUGUCAGAGGCUUGAGCUCACAUUAUCUUUCUCACACUGCUGUUUGAGGGCCCUCGUUAGG